Messenger RNA from Aspergillus welwitschiae, 818 nucleotides. RefSeq lists its product as uncharacterized. The record is from RefSeq and is a predicted model, not a curated record. Lineage: Eukaryota; Fungi; Ascomycota; Eurotiomycetes; Eurotiales; Aspergillaceae. The transcript has a single exon. Bases 234 to 491 code for a protein of 85 amino acids.
AUUGAAAACAAACUUACCAAGUACGACAGAUGUUAUCGAAACUCUUGAAUCAGUAUCUUCUGCUGUAGCCGAUACAAAGGUGACGUACUCGGAGGGAGGAGACACGAUGUAUGUGCCGAUGUAGAUGCAAAGAAGAGGAUUGCUGGAUUCAACGACAAAGAACAAUUUGAUGAAGCGUUCGAACCCACAAGCAACGCGAAUCUUCUCUAAAAGGCAGACAAACGAAGAAGGUGAUGGGUAAGCGGAAGAAGAUGGAGGUUAAUGAUCAGGGAGGACGAAGUAGAAAGUUUGAAGAGAAACAAGGAAGCAGAAGGGCAGGGUCCGGAAACUCAGAAGAAAGGUCAAGUUCGCAAACGAGGAUUCUGCAAUGUGUUAUACACAACGCGUGUGCUUUCUAUGCAGAAGGCUCGUGGCUGACUUCUCUUGAAAGAUUCCGAUAUCAGAUUGAUGAGGAGGAGGGGUUGACGAUGCGGAAGAGCAAGGAAAUGUGAUUCUUGAACGUGUUGUUCAGAUAGUAUCUUGAGAUACAGGUUGUAGAAGAAUGUUCAAGAAUGAGAAGGGAAGAGAAAUCGGAAGAGGGGAAGCGAGUAGUUAAGAAGGCUGUUGUGGCUGGGGUGUUUGGGGAAAGUGAAGCAAAGUGAGUGAAUGAUACUCCGAUGUCACUGAGAGCGAAUUUGCAGCCGCGGGGAAAGAAGGGCACGACGCUGCUGCAAGUACUCCAGAGGAGUAGACAGCAGAUGUUUCUCCUGUAAUCAGGAUAACAAGCCGUCCAGAGAUGAUGGAAGUCGGCAGAAGAGCUUUGGGUAGGAAGUGGAAAG